AUGGCUCAUCUGCUGGCGAAAGCCAUUCUAUCUUUGAGCCUAUUCGGCCUGCUGAACGCUGAGUCGUCGCUGACGGUUUGGCUGAUCCAACCAGCCUCACGGCUACGAGAACAUGAUGCAAAUGCGACACGCCUAACAGAGGUCAAGUGUCCCAUUCCAAGGAGUGAUAAGGGUGGGUUUUUUAAAGAAUAAUUGAGAGGGAAAGAAUAAACAGUGGGGGACCUUAUCCAGUGGCAAAAAACGUACCAUUUUGCAUCCAGGAAGUAUCAAAAAAUAUAGCAAAACACCUCCCUCUCCAAGUGAAAAAAUCCAAUUUCAAAAACGCACACUUUCUCUCACAAAAAGAGAGAGCGCGCUUUUGAAUUCGGAGUUUUUUUACUUGGAGAUGGAUGCAUUUUCCCACAUUUUUUGAUACUUUCCAGAUGUAAAAUGACACGUUUUUUUGCCACAGGAUCAAGUCCGUCACUGUAGAUUAAUUCUGAAAUCAAUUUGGCUAAAGUAAAGAGCUUUUCGGAAGCUUUCAAGGCAUUUCAAGGCUUUAUUUUGGCCUUUUAUAAACUUCGAUAAGUCGGCAUUGCAUUGUCAGUACUUCGUUUGCGGUCUAUGACAUAAUUUCAACUACUUUUUCAGACCCCAUAACAACUUUGGCGGCCGGAGGAAUCGUUGAGAUCAGUUGGGAGAACCCAUCCAAACUGCAUGGAGAAUCGAGGUUUGAAAUUCUCAGCGGAGAAGAGAUCAUUCAACGAAUCGUCGUUGAUAAUUCCCCACCCGCGUUGAAGGGCAAUCGCUCAAUUAAGAGCGUCAAAUUGCCAGACUUUGAAUGUAAAGGAUGCACCUUGCGGCUGACUCAAUUCACGGAUUCUAGCGAUGUUCAAGUCAUUUCUUGUGCUGACAUUGACUUGUUGCCGCUGGCUAGUAAUGACAAUUCCACUGGUAAGUAAAAACGGUGAUUUGGGGUAAGUAAUGGUCGGCUUUUUUGUAGAAUGCACAACUGAUGAGCAAUGUGGUAAAGAGGGGUCGUGCGAAGCCAAUGUCUGCUAUUGUGCGAUCGGAAAGUUCGGAAGGAAUUGCGAAAGAUGUAAGUGCAAAACAGUAUCUUGAAUCAAAUAACGCCGAACUCGACAAUUUUUUCUUUUAUAAUCAAAAAUAAUUUCAGCCUCAAGUCUCAAGGUCCUCUCCAAGGAUCUCAAGUUUAAAACUCUUCCCACCGACAACAAGAAGAUGAACGAAGUGAGCUGGAGAUACGAUGACAAGAACGAGGAACUCGAAAUGGUCGUGGAAAUGACCGCGGACUCCUGGGUUGCCUUAGGGCUGAAAAACAAGGAAGCUGCGAACAAAUGUAGUGCCACUGUUGAUAAGAGUUUCAAGGACAAUACUCUGACCGAUGAUUCUUUGGGCAAUACGAUCGCGCCAGUUUUGAAUAUCAAAAAAUUGGAUGAAAAUGAAAAGCCGAAGGAGAAACCCGUUAAUGGUAAGAGGUUUAUUGAGAUUUUGGGGUUUUAAAUUACAUUUGAGGUGGCUAAAUUCAAGUUAACACCUACAAUAUUAAUUUUCAGGCAAAUGCGGGGCGAAUCAAGUCUACAGCGAAUGCCCCGAGUUCUCCAGAGAAUGCGAGCCAAGUUGCGAAUGGACCUUGUUCCCGGAGUCUGUCCCAACCUGUCCCAGAACUUGCGGAGAGCCAAGAUGCAUAUGUGCUGAGGGAUUUGUUAGAGUCAGCGCGGAGUCCGAUGAAUGCAAACCUUUCGAUUUCUGCGCUCAAGUUCAGGUGAGAAAGGGUCUUUUAACCAAAAAUUUCAAAGGGAAAUUAUGUGGGUUUUUCCAGGGGCCAAUGCGCUAACUGAAAGUUUGCUGAAAGUUAGCUGAAAAUGGUAGGGCGCAUCUCGGAAACAACGUUUCGCAGCUCGCCGGAGCUAAGUUUCAGUUUUUUUUCCGAGCUGCGCCCAAGACGCGAGCUGCGCCCGUGCAAGUUCUCCGAGCCGCGCCCUAUGAUUUCCAGCAAACUUUCAUUUAGGGCAUUGGCCCCCGAAAACAAUGCCAAGAAUUUCUUGACGUCCAAAACAAUCCGGCUAGGACGUUUUUUUUAAUGAAAAUAUCCAAAAUCAAUAAAUAAGCUCUUCUGAAUUUCGUUUUCAGGUUGGGCAAGGUCAAUGCAAGCACAAUGAGACCUGGGCCAAAUGUGGAACGGCCUGUGAGCCGUCUUGUGAGACUAUGUACAACACUGACCCGUGCACUUCCACUUGCAAAGAAGCUCAAUGCACUUGCGCCGAUAAUUACGUCCGUUUCAACGGGGAAUGCAUUUUCUGGGGAGAUUGUCCAAGUAAGCCUCUUAAAAGUUGAUUUUUGCUGUUAUUCGAGUAUACUCUUAUCCUUACAUCCAUGACCUUUUUCAGAUCUCGAGGAAAAACAUUUGAUCCCCGCAGAGCCUGUUCCUUCCACAACUCCAAAUGCUCUUUCAACAGUAUCAUCUUCUGUUUCCAAGGUUGAGAAGAAAUGCGCCGUCAAUGAGACUUGGAAUGAGUGUGGACGCAUUUGCGAGGCCGAUUGUGUCUCCAUCUUCACUCGAGAGGAAUGUCAAGCCUGUUCCAACCCGGAAUGUUCUUGUCAACAGGUAAGCCUUACUUUAUUUCUUGUAUUGGUGGACAGUUGCGAAGUUCAAAUCUAAUCCGUUGUUUUUUCAGGGAUUCGCCCGUUCUAAUGGCGUCUGUGUCUAUUGGGGAGACUGUCCAUUGGAAGGAAAUCUUGCCGAGAACUCCAACCUCCUAUCCACUUCGUCCGCUCCUCAGCCCCCGAACACUCAGUCUGGCCCGGCUGUUUCUCCCGAACUCGUCGUUGAACUUCCUCCCGCCGAUCCGGAGAUGCUCUGCUUCGGCGAAUUCUCGUAUCCCAGUAAAUGCGAGGGCGACAAGUGCAGUUAUCGGCUGUCCUGGGCCUACAUCCCCGAAAAGGAUAACAUUGAGUUUUCGUUGGAAACAAGGCUGAUUGGCAAUGGAUGGAGUGGCGUGGGAUUCAGCAAGGUCGGCAAUAUGCAGGAUGCUGAUUUCUUGUUGGUCAAAUCGGAUGGGAAACAGAUUUCUGUCCACAACAUGCACACUGAUGGCUACAGUAAGCCGGAUCUUUUACUGAAGAAAUUAUAAGGGCCUUUCACGUCAAUCCAAAAUAGAAGAAAAAAUUUCCCGCCCCUUUUUGGUGAUUCGUUCAAAACGAAAUGUCACAAUCCGAUAAAACGCAUUUUCUUAUCUUCUUUCUUUUCGAGAAAAAGCAUUUAUUUCGGGCGAGAAAAAGUGUCGAUAAUUUCAAUUUCGUCUCUCUUUUUUAAAAAUCAAUGAAAACGAUACGAAGUUUCGAAACGGUUCAGGAAAUGCGCUGGAUUGACGUGAGCCAUUUAUUUGCCUGACCCAUCUUAUUUUUAAUUGUAAUAUUUUCCAGAUCCUCCAUUGGAAGACAAACUAAAAAAUGUCGAAUCAGCAGCUGCAACCCACGCUGACGGAGUCCUGAAGGCCUCAUUCUCACGGAAACGCGCCAGCUCGAAUGAUGAAGACGUUGCGUUCGGAAACUCGGAUGAACAAUGCUAUUACUUCUUGUUCCCGGUUGGCGGCGGAAACUUGACUGAUGUAAGUUUUUUUUGUUGAUUUUUUGGAGCAUUAAACAGAAUUUUUUUUGUUUUUUGAAAUUUUUGUUUUUUUCAGGAGGGAGGUCUGGCUUAUCAUUCGGUGACUCCAUUGGUCUCGGCGAAGAAGGUUUGCAUCAGAAGUUGCGUUGGGCAGACUGUGGAGGAGGUUGCGACACCAGCUCAGAGCUUACGUAAGUUUAGAGAGGUGGGGAAAGGAGGUCCAGGAAACGAAGCCGUUAAUUUGAACUUUUCCCAAAUAAAUUGUCCAAGACUUUAUCAAAAAUUAGAAAUUAAUCGCAUCCUAUUCCAGCCCUCUACUCCUGCCAAAACGAAUACCGCUACCCAAGCAACUGCACCGACGCUGACUGCGAAUACGUCGCGAAAUGGGAUUACAUUCCCAAAGACAAAUCGGUGCAAUUCGAAAUUUCGGCGAAAGGAAUCGGCCGCUGGACCGGGAUUGGGCUCUCUCGCGAUGGGCAGAUGACCAACUCGGACAUUGUGACUGGCUGGUACUUCAACAAGAAGGCCUAUGUUACGGACAGAUUCGCGUAUGGGCGACAGAGCCCGGCUAUUGAUCCGGCCGACCGUCAGGACUUGUACAAUAUCAGCGGAAAAGUGGUGGAUGAUGUGCAGGUAGGAGGGGCGGAUUUUUGGAGAUAAAAAUUUUUAUUGCUAUUUUGGCAUGCAGUAAAUAAAAAGUUUCAAAAAAAAAUACGGAAUUUCGAGAUUUUUCUAUACCUACCGAAAUUUCAGACCAUUUCCUUCCAACGAAAACUCGUCACCGCCGACAAAAAGACCGACUUCCCGCUGGACAAGUGCUAUUAUUUCGUGUUCCCAGUUGGCGGUGGCCGUAUCCUAGCCCAAACCAACAGCCAAUACGAGAAUCCCAAGACGCCGAUCGCCUAUCAUGAUCGGCAGGCACCGGAACGAUCAGCUGUGCCCGUCUGUAUCUGCGAAAAUAACCAGCCAAUCGGAGAGACGCCAGCCCCGCCUCAAGUUAGAAGACGACGCCAGACAGAGCAGAGUGCCGGGGAAUUGGGAAAAUUGUUGAAAGCUGCGGAUAAGAAGGGAGUCAACAACGGUGAGCGGCAUUUUUGGCUGAACUGAUUGAUUUUGAAGGGCUUUUCAUAGUUUGCUUUGCUUUUUCAGAAGAUCCAUUUGCCUGCGCGGACGUCGCUCUGAUCGAAGUCUCCAAGAAUUACAAACUCCGAGUGUUCGACGGCUUCGCCUUGUCCACAGCCAAUCUUCAUUCCGACGAAACUUUCGGUGGCUCUCAGUCCUUUGUCGAUGUCGCUGUUGUCCCAUCCGACAAGAAAGAUACAGCCAAGAUUGUCAUCAAGAGGAAGGUCAAGUGUAAGUGCCACUUUUUCCUCGGAUUUUAUGUUUUCUGAAUUUUAGCUGAAGAUAUCAGCGAUUUCACAUUGAGCGACGAGCCUGGAACCUUUGUGGUGGCCUCCGGAAAAGGUGGAACAACCUUGCCUGAGGCAUCGUUUGUUCAGUCAUUCCCAGUGAACUUCUUGAGUGAGUUUGUCGUUGAGUCGGUCAAUAAAUUUUGUUAACUUUAGAGCCGAAUGAAGUGCUCAGCACACCAUCCAAACCUACGACUACGUCUUCUUCGACCACAACCACAACUUCCAAACCAGAACCCACAACGGUUGAGGAGACGUCCACCGAAGCUCCCACAACAACUCCCAAGCCAACAACCAAGACUACUAAGGCAACAACCACGACUGAAGCCACGACGGUCCCAACGACCACCGAAGGCCCGACGGACUCUCCGUUCGAAGCCACGGGUCUGCCAGACGUCGAGGAGAAGAAGCUCACUGCCGCAACUGAAGCCACGACCACAGAAAAGGUCGAGCUCUCCCUGCCUUCAGAGAGCUGGUUCGGCGAUUCGGGCGAUGCGAACUGCGCUUCGGUCUACUCGUAUCCCAAGGGUUGCACCAACAAUUGCAAAUUCUCGGCGGAAUGGGCGCUGAAUGAGGACAAGAACGCGUUCAAGUUCACGCUUCACGCUCAUCUGAAGCCCGCCGAAUAUACGAGCAUUGGAUUCACAAAAGACGGAGCCAUGGCUGAUAUGGAUGCAGUUAUUGUGUCGGUAUUGGAUGAUGGAAGAGUGAAUGUGUCCGAUCAAUUCAGUCCAUCGUAUGGCCGGCCGAGAGUCGACAAAAAGCAGGAUUUGAGGUUAGGAAAUGCCAAAUUUCCAAUUGGAAAACACGCAACCACGUUAGACAUGGCUCGUCGGCCGGCCCGGGCCGAAAAUCUCGGCCCGGCCCGUCGGCCUGAAGGGUUCCGGUCGGCCCGUUUCAAAUUUUCCGUCGGCCCAUUGAAACGGAAGUCUCCCUAAGUCUAACACCUUACGACCAAAUUUUUUUUCUAUCAUCAUGUAAAUGGAUAAAUACUGUGUUCCAUAGCUAUCUAAAAACAAAAAUACCUUUAAAAAAACAAUUGAGUCUUGACAUUUCGUUUAUUUUCAUUAUCAAACCCAAUUUUCGCUUCGAGAUUCUGAAUUUUAACUAUUUCGGGCCGGGCCGAACUUUCGGCCCGGGCCGGCCCGGCCCGGGAGCCAUGUCUAAACCACGUCCAAAAUAGAAGAAAAAAUUUCCCGCUCGUUUUUGGUGAUUCGUUCAAAACGAAAUGUCACUAUCCGAUAAAACGCAUUUUCUUAUCUUUCUUCUUUCUUUUCGAGAAAAAGCAAUUAUUUCAGGCGACAAAAGUUCCGAUAGUUUCGCGACAUUUCGUCUCUCUUUUAAAUCAAUGAAAAGGAUACGAAGUGAACCGGAUUAAAAUGCUGUUUUCAGAGAUGUAACUGCAAAGUACGUGGAUGGCCAUUUGUUAGCGUCGUUUGUGCGCGACCUCAAAACAGCCGACACCGAUGACGACCACGAUCUCAACGACUGUCAUUACUUUGUCUUUGUCCAUCAAGGAGGCGCGUUGGAAGCCGGAUCCGGCGAAAUCCGAAAGCACAGAGAGACCCCGGACAGGUCGAAGACUCGCGUCUGCCCCAGCAAGUGUGGAGCACCGGCGGAGACCACUAGCAAAGCGCCCGAACCCACAACAGUGGCCAAGGUCGAGGUGGCGGACGUUGAUUUCAAUCCCCGGCCGGAAAUCGAGUUGAUGCCGGCCAAGGAGAAGUCGUUCGAUACGGCGUUGAGGAUCAUGAACAGGGAUUAUCAACUGGAAAUGGCACGACUUCACAGCGACAGUGCGGUCGCAUUGACAAAGGAUAUCACGCAAUAUGUAAGUAAUUUGAAGUUAACUCUAUGUAAAACAAAUCGUAAGCGACCAAAAAUUAUUCGUUAUAGUGAGGUUUUGUUGUACAGAGGUUUAGAGUUUCAUUUAGAUAUAAAAAUAACUCUUGGUAUGUUCAAAUUUUUUUGUUUUAAACAGGUUUUGUUAUAUGAGAGUUCUUUUAUCCUCUGAAAUUUUGAUUUUCAGCUAAAACCCAUUGUGGAGAAACGCUGGAAAUCCCUGGAAUCAUUCAACGUCACCAACUACGCCUACUCUACCUCAGCUUCGAUCGGAGUCACCGAAGCCGACGGCGGUGACAAGUCUUCGAUUCUGGCGCUGGUUCGAAUGAAAUUCGGCGGAGGAAAAGACACUCCAUCGGCCGAUGAGCUCCGCUCCUACAUCCAAGAAGCGGUUGUGAACGCCGACUCCCCCAGCCUUGUUAUUGACCCGCAGGCUGUUCAAGUCAUUUUGGCCGACAAAAGUAGGUGGUCCACUUGGGGAAAUUAAUGCAAUUUUAGGGACGGACGAACGAUGGGGACCGCUGAAGAAUAUUCGAAAUAUUGCAAUUAUUGCCGCGAUUAUUUUGGCCACCAUCGCCGUGAUCUCAUUGUUCAUCUGUUGCACUUGCUUUAGGAGAAGAAAGGUUCAUGUAAGUCGAGAUUUUAAGGUGUUGUGGAGCCUCAAAGGCCUCCACAAUUCCCAGACAAAUUAGCAUAAACUGACUCAUAUAAAAGCAACGUAUCGUCACCAAUUACAUAAAAAUAAUCUCAUUUUCUCUUUUCUUUGUGUGCGGUGUCGAUAAAACCCUAUUCUAACUUGUGUCUAUUCUCAAUCCCUAUCUACGUUGAUCAUUCAUUACAGAGGUAUCAGAUGUAAUAUUUCAACUGUAAAAUAAAGGUUUCUGAACGACUUCUUUUCAGUCAGAACCCCUUUCCUUUGGACCUCCAUCCUCGGCUGCGUAUCAGCCAUACACCGCCAACUACGCCUCGAACCUGGGUGCCGCCUCAACCGCCACCUUCGACAGUCAGAAGGGCACUGAAGUCAGCAAACUCAGCGGUCUACAACAGCAUCCCGGGACGCUGAUUCGUCGCUCAGAAUCUCAACACAGCGACGUGCCGAAGGGAAUCGGCGAAGCCACCUAUCAGGAGUGGUAUCACAAAGUCGCGUCCAAAGAGACGCCCGCCCAUCAUCAGGAGAGUGUCUACCAGACUCCUCCGGCCAGAUUGGCGAUCACGAAUGGCGGACCGUCGCCGGUCUACGUCAGCUACCCCUCGGAACAGCCCGCCGGCUACUACACGAUGACUCCCGACGCCCGAAUGCCUCCUCCCUCGUAUUACCGGCAUUACUGA
This is a messenger RNA of Bursaphelenchus xylophilus (pine wood nematode), 8190 nucleotides long. The record is from the annotation of a GenBank genome assembly. Lineage: Eukaryota; Metazoa; Nematoda; Chromadorea; Rhabditida; Aphelenchoididae.